CGUCAAAGCUACAUUGUUGGGCCUGUAAUCAUCAUGAGAACUCUGAUGCUGCUCUUUUUUGGCGUAACCACUUGCUGGGCCACGGACUACGAACUGAUGCUCGAGGAUCCGGACAUUUUUUCGACCUGUACCGAGGGUCCACCCGGGUCAAUCAGUGUCGGUGAGGCAGCAAACUUCGACGAUUUUGUGAUCGAACAGGAGUCUGAUAUACUCCACCUCUCCGGCAGCGUGACCGUUCAGUGGGAUGUGCAGCCCACCGAUCGAAUUUCGGCCAGGGUCGAUUUGUUGCACUUCAACCGCGGCACCUGGGAGCCCACCAUCUUCAGCAUAGCCACCAAGGACUUUUGCUCCAUCAUGUACGACAAGAACCAGUACUGGUACAAGUACUGGACACGGUUCGUUCUCCAUCAGCACGAAGUGGCAAAGAAGUGCCUCAGAGAGCCCGGACUUGUUUUGGAACACGAGCCAUUCGAUUUAAGGCUUAAACUUGAAAAUGUUCAUGGCCCCAAUCUUCGGGGACGUCAUAAGAUGGUCAUCAAGUUACAGGCUUCCGAUGAGAAUGACGUUCCACGCCCAAAUUCUAUUUGCACAGAAAUCAGAGGAGAUCUUUUAAAGUUGAAAUAGGGGACGAAUUCAAUAAACUUAUAAAAACAUUGUUAAUAUUGUACAAAUUUAGAAACUUAAUUGUUAAAAAGAUGUUUGGUCAAGGAAGCACAGAAGAGGUUCUCCUUCGCAAAGUAAUAGUCAUUACUUCAUAAUGCUUUUCUGCUCUUUUCUCGGUCCAAGUCCAUUGAAAAAUGAAUAUUAGUUAUAAAUAGUUCCUUUGACGAAAGUGGAAAUUAAAGUGAUACUUCUACUUCUA
Messenger RNA from Drosophila biarmipes, 862 nucleotides. RefSeq lists its product as uncharacterized. The transcript has 3 exons. The coding region runs from base 34 to 624 and encodes 196 amino acids. The record is from RefSeq and is a predicted model, not a curated record. NCBI's taxonomy places the organism in Eukaryota, Metazoa, Arthropoda, Insecta, Diptera, Drosophilidae.